This is a messenger RNA of Cannabis sativa, 1107 nucleotides long. RefSeq lists its product as uncharacterized. The transcript has 3 exons. Bases 1 to 1107 code for a protein of 368 amino acids. The record is from RefSeq and is a predicted model, not a curated record. NCBI's taxonomy places the organism in Eukaryota, Viridiplantae, Streptophyta, Magnoliopsida, Rosales, Cannabaceae.
AUGCGAGACUGCAAUGUUACAAAUAAUUUACGUUGUAUUUUAUUCUCCACUUUGCUAGUUGGAGCAGUGAGCUGCUGGUUCAACAAAUUUACCCAUAAUUCAAUCAACUCUUGGGAACAGUUGUCUAAGGACUUUAAGAAACAGUUCCAAGUAGCAAGGGAUAGGCAACCUGAGACGUCCUCCCUCACUAACAUAAAGCAGCAACCAGGCGAGAUGCUUAAGGCCUACCUAAGUCGCUUUAGCACAGAUGCUACGAGGGGUCGCCCAGUGAAAAACAUCAGUGAGUUAAAUGAAAGAGCUCAAGUGUUUGUUCGAAAAGAGGAAGCAAGAAAAAAGAUGAAGUUGUUAAAGACUGGCUCGGGAGGUAAACCCAGCACUGUCUCGAAAAGCACCGUCUCGACCAAGGCUGACAAUCUAGGAGCCUCUAGUUCAAAGAGUAAAGAUAACUGUAAGGAGUUAGCCAAGGACAAGGAAAAGCAAAAGAAGCACGACAAGUACUUGCCAAUAUACACCGUUUACACUGAGCUUAAUGAAACUCGAGAAAACAUCUAUCUCGCACAUGAGGACAGGGUCGCAUUCCGUAAACCUGAGCCCAUGAGCAAUGGACAAAACAAGCCAAAUCCGCCCAAUAACCCAGGCAACCAAGGAUUACAACCUCCUCCUCUUGAAGGAGAGGAUAUUUUGGUUACCUCGCAAAGGCCACAUGUUGUAGGGGAAAGUAACAAUGCCCGAAAGAGAUAUGUAAAAGAAGUGAAGAACGAGCAGACUGCUUUUUCUCCGAAACCUUCUAAGAAAGCUAAGACUGAAGAACCUCUGAUUGUAUUCCCCGAGGAAGAUGAAAAAUGCGUGAGAUAUCCUCACGUCAACUCACUGGUAGUUCCCAUCCAGCUCGCCAAUAAAAGGAUAAAAAUGGUGCUGGUGGACAACGGGUGUUCAAUGCACAUCCUUCAUAAGGACACACUGAAGAAAAUGGGACUUGAAAAAGUCAAACUAAAACCUUCCAUGGUAAAUCUGUGUGGAUUUAUUGGUGACAGUGUCGCCAGUAAAGGAAUAAUCGAGCUUCCAUUAACUGUGCGUGGAGCACGUUUAUCCUGUUGGGUUUUGUGA